AACAUGCAAGCAAGGAUAAGCCUACUAUACCUGCCACUGCUGAAGCUGUUGUUUGAAAAUAUCCAGCGGCUGAUUCAAAGGGAUCUCUCCACUUUCAGCAUGAACUUCUCGGGCAUUAAUGUUCGAGAUGACCUGGCCUUUAAUUUCUCACCAGUAAGUGGCGCUGCAACUCCACACAAGUCGGGCAGCUUUAUUGACAAGGAGUUGGCCUUUUCAGGUUAUGGUGCAUCUUGCUUUCAAAGCCUGAGGCGUGAUGAUUCCAGAGGCUCCUUGACCAUUGACUUGAAUGCGUGUACACCCGAGAGGGCUGACGAAAGACGGAAUUCCAUCGACUAUACUCACCAAAGAAAGAGUUCAACCGAGAGCAACAUAUCCCAGUACAGCAAGCUGGAUCAGUACGAGUCCCGGAGUCUCCUCAUGUGCUUUCUUCACAUCGUGAAAACUAUCUCGGAAG
This is a messenger RNA of Rhincodon typus (whale shark), 454 nucleotides long. Its product is annotated as dedicator of cytokinesis protein 9-like. The annotation marks the transcript as partial. The transcript has 4 exons. Lineage: Eukaryota; Metazoa; Chordata; Chondrichthyes; Orectolobiformes; Rhincodontidae. The record is from RefSeq and is a predicted model, not a curated record.